UUUUCUAUCCCGCCGCUUAAGAUAAUAUUUAUUGUUUGGUGAUUAAAUGCAGUAAAAAUGAAAUGCAAGUUCCCAUCCUCUGCUGCUCUAAGGGUAAAUCAAGGAUCUAAUCUCUUUCAAUUCACAGGCACACGAUUGUAAUGACAGAGGUUGCAUUUGUAUUUCAUGCAUUGUGAUCAUCCUUCUUUAACUUCAUCAAGAUAAUAUCAUCAUCAUCAACUCCUAAUUUAUAAAAGUGGCUAAUUCAAAGACAGAUUUACGGAACAAUCACAUCACACACACACACAUACACGUGGCCACUAUCUCAAAUAGGAACGCGAAAGAUUUCAAAGUCAUCAAAUUGAUCAUCUCUUUCCUCCAAUGAAGUCAAGUCAAAUCAAGUAAAUAUCCCUAAUUCAUACUGUGUCGCCAAUCAUGAGGCACAGCGCAAGCAUGCCUUGCGAAAGCGAUGAUCGUACAGCGGAUAGAAGUACAACAAUAAGCAGUCAGAGUAAUUCGACAAUCGGUCUAUCAACAUCAAUGCUUCCAACAUUCAGUACGGGUAGUACGAGCGAUAACAGUGUCGCAUUUCAUGACGCUCAAAGUCCUCCUCUGGAAUUAUUCGCACCCUCUUCUCCAUCAUAUAUCGAAACCAAUGGAAUCAUACCAACCGCAACUCGACCAUCUCCAACAUACGAAAAAGGUGAAACCAGUACAACACCUUACUUUCCCAUCUUACCAUACAUCAAAGCUACACAAGAUCAAGAAAGUACAUCACAAAUAAACUCAGACGAAGACGAUGAUCGGUUAGCGCAUUCAUCAAGUACAGCAUUCACCAAUAAAGAGAGAUCGAGAUCUUUUCGCUCUCAUACUUCACAUACCACAUCCCACGAUACACAUCAUUCCUCAACAGGUCGAAGUGGUUCUCCUUUUGAUGUUCAACCACCUUCAAGUGGCACCUCAUCUUCCGUAAGUGCUCCUCCUCUAUCGACAAACAGCUCGCUUGGCAAGCAAAAUGAGAAUGCAAACGCAUAUGCCGGUCUUGCACGUAGCUCCAGUAAUGCCUCAACAACGCCAACAAGUCCAGAAACUGAGUUAAAUGCGAGCAGCUAUAUGGUGAAAGAAAGUAGUGGCUCACAAUUGAGGGAAAGUACGUCGGAUACGAUCAACAUAGUACAACCUCAAGUAUCUCCCGCUCGAGAAGCAUUUGUGAUGGAAUCAAGGGAAAGGAUCGUCAUAGAGCAUUCAGUCUCAUUGGAUUCUAUAAUGCGAUCAGCAGAGAAUGGAGAAGAGCAAGAUGGUGUGAGAGAGGUAAUGUCGCCCGCUACGACAGUGAGAGAUACAACCUCUGAACGCUCAGAAGAACAUAGUGUACAUUCGCACAAGAGUCAGUCGAAAGAGGAUGCAAUAAAGUCACAAGAGACUCACAGCGAUGGUAAGAGCAUUCCUGCUCUUCGUACAGAAGUCAUCCCUAGUCGAUCAAGUCACGAUACAAUACAAUCUUUUGGCCCAUCAAUUUCAUCUUUAGCACAUAGGAACAAACCUCUUCCCGUCCCAAAAGGCGAGGCAACAAGUUCGGAUGAUCACAAAUCAUCAAAUAACCAUUCUACUGUAUCCGUUCCAGCCUUAAGUAUUAGCACGACGGAUGAGGCAUAUACCCCAGGUCUGAGUGGCUUACCUUCCUUGAACGGAUCCACGAGCAAUCUGGAUACCAUUGACGAAGAUUCAACGCAACGAUCUAGCUUCAAAUCAUUCUUGAACAAAUCAGGAAAACUAUUCAGAACUUCAAUGUAUAGCAGAGACAGUCAACUUUCUCCGUGGACGCCCGACCAUUCACCUGGUGCACGCGAAUCGGAUACAUCUUUGCCAUCUAGAACUGCAUCGCCAAAUAGCUCUUCUCUUCAUGUGGCAGCAUCCAUGUCCGGCUCACGAAAUAAUUCGCAAUCAAACCUUCCUCUUCCAGAUUCGAUCGAACGUUCUUCUUCGCCUUUUGGUAGGUUUGGUAAAGGUAUUUUGAACAGGCAAAGUCGAAAUCGAGAAAAGUCUGCCGGAAGCAGUCGAUUUUCACAUUCUUCUGGAAAUAUGUCUAAUCAAAAUACGCCUUUACCAUCGCCUUCUAUCUCGUCACAUUCAGAUUCAUCGCCCGGCUUGUACAAUGAGAGACCAAUGUUUCAACAAAGUCAAAGAAGGUCUCACAGGUUAUCUCGUCACUUUAGCUCGUUCAGCGUUAGCAGUCUUGCUCCGACUUCGUCCGUAAAUUUACAUACGGCAGCAGCGUUGAAGAAUGAUUUCGGUACAGCUCCAAAAGCUAGUACGAGUGCAAAACAAGUGAGCGAGUCCGAUACAGUUGCAGCAGCCAUCGCAGAAGCAAGUCGAAAAUUGCAACGUCCAAGGCCAAAGCUGUUACGUACGCGCAGUAAAAGUUUUGAUGAUGUAGCCAGCAAAGUACAUUCUCACCCGGAAGCGAUCAAAAGCUUGGCUGUGGGCACAGUGUCUGUGCUUGAAAUUGAACCGACAAAGCUGAAGCAGGCUGAUGUUAAGCUUAAAGAGGUACCGGAAAGACCGUGGUCACGUUUGGCUGGCUCGCUUCGCAAGAAGGCUGUUGCUUCGACUUCUGCUGCACAAGUUUCAGCAGGAACAUUGGCCGAGUUGGGUAUAAAAGAUUCUAGCAUCAACGAAGUGCCUCCGAAGCUACCGCCAAAGGAUACGUUGGAAAUCUCAGCGGAUGCUUGGUGGGAAAGCAAACCGAUUGCAAAAAAGGAAGUCUCGGAGCGUAGCCCAGCAAUGUCAUACAUGCACUUCGAAGCAGCUCAGUUAGCUGAAGCUCUAUCACGCGGUGAUGAGGAUGUAAUUAGUCGCAUGGCGAACGCAAUCGAAUCACCAAAGACAAGGCUGAGGUCAUUGGAAGCCCCAGAAAAGGGAACAAAAGACGAACAAUCUUAUGGUGAAGCAGAAGCAAAUGUCAUUACUGAACCUCUACAGACCGCGGAAGAAAGCGUGCGUCGAGGUACCACUGUCACAUUGAUCGAGCCUGACGUCCCGCAAGGACCUCCUCGAAGCAAGAGCAGUCUUGCUACGCAUAGACGGUCUAUCAGCCUGGGCAAAGUAUUUGAACCUCUCGUUAGCCGAUCCCGUUCGAGGAGUAACACAGUCAGUCGUGAUGUCAGCGAGAGUACUGUAUAUGCAUCUGCUCAUUCUGCUUCGUCUUCUUUCCAUGGCAUGGAUGGCAUUCCUAAAGCUAUAUCCAAUCCGUCAAACAUUAAACGUUCCUCGACAAUUUCACCGCCUUCGUCCUAUCGUGCAGAUCGUUUGCCGCCUUUGACAAUUUCUGAGAGUGAUUCAAGUCUGCUCAAGAAUGUCGAGAUGUCUCAUUCUGCGCCCAAGCAUCGUCGUUCAUUGUCAGGCAGCAGCAAGACCCACUCCAAACAACCUGCAUCGCUUUCAAUCUUACCACCAAGGUCAUCCUCAAUCUCUUCGAUCCACCAGACGCGACGAAGCUCGACAUCUUCUAAUGGUCAUCCGACUGAGGCUGAAGAGGUACCUACGAAGAAUCGUGGACAUGGGCGGAAGCCUUCGUUGAACGUAGAUACAGAUUUGGCAUCUUCCAUUGCUGCCAAUGGCUUACCCAAACGGCCAUCUUCAGCAAUGGGAAUGUCUGCAAACCUUGAAAGAGGUUCGCAUGUACGGGCUGUGAUCAAUACAAGACAGCCAACGUUGAGCAUCGCUGAUGAUCAUGAAUUCUUGCAAGCGCUUGAACAAGUACGUAAAUUGAAUCAAGCUCGCAUUCAAAAGCAACGCGAUGAGAAGGAUGAACAACAACGACAGCGCAAGCAAUCCCUGUCAAAGCAGAGUGACGGGCAUUCACAAUCUGGACGGAAUGAUUCACCGUCUGGCCUUCCUGGAACAUCUCCGGUAGGCUUGCGAUCCUUAUCGCCUAUUCGUCAACGUUCAUCGAGCGCAGGUGCUCAUCUAGAAAAUUUAGCUUCACCAACUAGCAGUAGCGAACAUAGUCAAAGUCCACUAUCCCCAAUCAAAUCAUUCAGCCCUGCAAGAGGUACAAGACCAUCGCCACUUGAGCUUGGUGUGGGCAAAGCAAGUGGGAAAUUACGUGAUGGAGCUUUCAUCAAUGAUGAAGAUUGGAAAAAGGAAGUGAAAGCACUGUUUGUCAUUCGUGAAAUUGUUUUGACAGAACGUAGUUAUGCAUCUCACUUGGAAGCUUUAUUGGCAACCAUUCGUCAAAUGGAUAUAGCUACAGUUCCAUCACGUAGGAUGCAAAGUUCCACUUUGAUGAUGACUUCGGCUAUGGCAAAUGCAAGACAAAAUCAAAUUUCUCCUGUUCCACAACAUCUUGUGAUCAUGCGCAAUCUUUUACCUCAAUUGAUCACUUUGAGUCGCACAUUGGCAAAUCGAAUCGAUGAAAAUCCUACGGCUGCUGGAGUUGGUUCUGCUUUCAGACUUGUAGGCCAUCAAAUGGAAGCUACAUUUGUUGCUUGGAGUUCUGCAGUGAAGGAUAUUAUGGAUGCUCUACGGAUAAGUGAAGGACCGAAAGGCAAAGCGAGAAAUCGAAUUGGGUUGAUCACCAUUCUAUCGCCACAACAUCUCAUCCACGCACAUCACGCACAAAAUGGAAAGGAGGAAGAUGAGAAGGAUGACCUCUCCGGUUUUAAAUCCGUUCCAUCUUCUCCGACAAGAGGCAAGAGUGUUCUUGAAAAGAUGUUUGAUAUGAACAAAACCGAGGAGUCAAUGGCAAUAUCUGCAGAUACGUCUGCGUUUAUUGAAUCGCCUACUCAAAUUACAUUCUCUGAGGAUGUUCACAAUGGAUUUAAAGCAAUGGAAGAACAAUCUGCUGCUGCAACAAGUGGAAUCCCAUCAAAGCGAAGGAGUACGAUUUCUUCCAUGACACCAUCUAUGGCCGCUGCACUACGCAAAAAGAUUUCGUCCUCGACAUUGAAUGCCCAAGCAGCAGCAGCAGCAGCAGUAGCAACAACAGAUGAGUCGGCUUACAAUCCACUUCCAUCUGCAUCUCAUUUGGAGCAAGCACCUCUCAACAAGACACAAGUUUUACUCUCGAAAACCUCCUCUCCAGCAUCAUCUGCCACUGCAUCACCCAUGAAUGCCAAGAGGAGACUGUCAUCCAGUUUGGCGAAUCGAACAAAGAGUAAAACGUUGGCAUCUUCAGUAUCUUCUUUAGAGGGAGGUAAUGAUGGUAUACCAAUCAUACCGAGCGCAUGGACAGGCUUCAAUUCUCGUACUAGCAGUGCAGCUCCAACUCCGCCUGUUCAAUCCAAUGGAGGAAAUAGUCGUUCAGGAGGUGCAACGAAUGGCAAUUUGAAAAAGCUCACGGCGAUGGAUAUUGUGAUUAUGCCAACACAACGUAUUCCACGUUAUUUGCUGUUAUUGCGAGAUUUACAUGCAAAUACACCACCUCAAAGUUUAAGCAAUGCAAGAUUACAAAGAAGUUUAGACUUUGUACAUAGGGUAGCAGUCGAUUGCAAUCGAGUAAGCAAAGGAGGAGUGACUCAUUCAGUCAAUAUCAAUAAACGAUCUUGAGUUCAAUAGCGACAAGUCAUGUGUUUUCAUUCAUCAUAUACCAACAACGUUUCUUGCACUUUUUCAUCAUUCUUUCUAUUUAUUUAUUCACACAUUGUACUUUUAUAGCACAACAAAAAUGCUUCAAUGCAUUAAUAUACCAUCACACA
Meira miltonrushii is the source of this 5678-nucleotide messenger RNA. RefSeq lists its product as uncharacterized. Lineage: Eukaryota; Fungi; Basidiomycota; Exobasidiomycetes; Exobasidiales; Brachybasidiaceae. The record is from RefSeq and is a predicted model, not a curated record. Bases 415 to 5529 code for a protein of 1704 amino acids. The transcript has a single exon. Gene Ontology annotation, molecular function: guanyl-nucleotide exchange factor activity.